AUGGCUUCCAACAACGUCUGCAACAGCUGCGUCCGCGCAUUGAGACAGGCUUCUUCUCGCCAGAUCAACGGUCGCAUCGUUCACAGCCGUCUCUCGCCUCGUAGCCAAUUUCUAGGACGUACCUUCACGACUACUGCCAGCCGUCCCGAAGCAGAAAAGGGCCAGGACGGUCCAGAUGCGUCGACCAUGCAGAAGUUCGCUCAGCGCAUGCGAGCACAAAAGCAGAUGAAGGCUGCCACAGAACCAUAUGUCGCCUACGGCGCUACCGAGGACCUUUUUCGCGCAUGUGCUCGCGCUGGAGAGUACACCAUGCCUACUGUCGCUGAAGGCGAGGAAACGCUAAGGUCGCCAAAGGGAGAGGACCUGGGCGUUGGCUCAGGUUGGUGGUACGAAGGUAAUGCUCGCUUCUACACUUCUGAUCUCAAUACACGGCUGGCUAACCUCCUGACAGAGCUGGGUCUGACCCCGACCUUCAACACCUGGGCCCAAAUCACCUUCCUGCACAUGUAUCUCGUCACGGUACGACUGAGAAUGUUUCCCCAACAACACGCCCACCAUUGGCACCAGAACUUACUCGAUCACUACUUCUACGCCGCCGAAGAUCGUAUGGCAGCCUUGCACAACAUCGCCGCUCGCAGUGUGCGCAACAAGUACCUCAAGGAUCUCUUUGUGCAAUGGCGCGGUGUGCUUGCCGCCUACGACGAGGGUUUGGUCAAGGGUGACGCUGUCCUUGCUACUGCUGUUUGGAGAAACGUCUUCAGCGGCGACGAGAACGUUGAUGCCGCUGCUGUCGCAAACGUCGUCAGCUACAUGAAGAAGAAUCUCAGACAUCUUGACAGAAUCCACGACUCCGAGAUUGCUAGUGGAGACAUCUCUUUCUCGGAUCCUGCCAGAGAGGCCACCAUUGUGGACAGGGAGGCCCCAGCUAUGAAGCAGUCAAUCCCAGAACCCACGCCGGCUCAAUCCUGA
This is a messenger RNA of Aureobasidium uvarum, 969 nucleotides long. Lineage: Eukaryota; Fungi; Ascomycota; Dothideomycetes; Dothideales; Saccotheciaceae. The record is from the annotation of a GenBank genome assembly.